AUGGCAGGAAGUGGUGAUACCUUUCACGACGGAUCUAAGGGGAAGGAUGUUCGUACGUCCAAUAUUGUGGCUGCCAAGGCAAUUGCCAAUGCUGUCAGAACAUCCCUUGGACCCCGUGGUAUGGACAAACUUUUGCAGCUCGAAAAUGGAGAAAUCCUGAUUAGCAAUGAUGGUGCCACAAUUUUGAAAAAUAUGAAGGUCCUGCAUCCUGCCGCGAAAAUGCUCGUCGAUUUGUCACAGUCACAAGAUAUCGAAGCCGGAGAUGGUACCACAACUGUCGUUGUCUUGGCGGGAGCCUUGUUGAAUUCUUGUUCCGCACUAUUGGCCAAGGGUAUCCACCCCACUGCGAUUGCCAAUUCCUUUAUGAAUGCUGCCGACAAGGCUUGCGAAAUAUUGGAAGGCAUUUCUAAGCCUGUUGACUUGGCGGAUAGAGAGUCACUCUUGUCAUCAGUGGAUACAUGCCUCAGUAGUAAGGUUGUUGGUCAAAACUCGGAGGUUCUUUCGCCAAUUGCAGUCGACUCUGUGUUGGGUGUGUUGGAGGAUAUCGAAAAGUCGCGGUCGGUGGAUCUGAGGGAUAUCCGAUUGGUGCAACAGAUGGGAGGAACAGUCGAUGACACAGAACUAGUUGAAGGUCUUGUUUUAACAAAGGGGUCAUCCAAAACUGGUGGUGGACCAUCGUCCAUGAAUAACGCCAAGGUUGCCUUGAUUCAAUAUUGCUUAUCAGCACCCAAGACCGACAUGGACAACAACGUGGUUGUCAGUGACUACGCAGCAAUGGAUCGCAUUCUGAGAGAAGAGAGAAAAUACAUCUUGCAACAGUGUAAAGCUAUCAAAAAGUCGGGGGCCAAUGUUGUGCUGAUUCAAAAAUCAAUUCUGAGAGACGCAUACAAUGAAUUGUCUCUGCAUUUCUUGGCCAAGAUGGGCAUGUUGGUCGUUACUGAUAUUGAUAGAGCUGAUAUCGAAUUCAUUUGCCGAACCCUUGGAUGCACGCCAGUGGCCCAUCCCGAUCAAAUGACGGCUGAUAAGCUUGGAAGCGCCGAAUUGGUUGCUGACGUUUUCAUGGAAGGUGGUUCCAAUAAGGUGGUCAAGUUCACUGGCGUCAAGAACCUUGGAAACACCAUGACUGUCCUGUUGCGUGGAUCCAAUGAAUUUGUGUUGGGAGAAGCCGAGAGGAGUUUGCACGAUGCUCAAUGCGUGGUUCGAUCGUUGGUGAAGAAGAGAUUUUUGAUUGCUGGUGGUGGUGCUGCCGAAACUGAAGUCUCACUGAAAUUGAUGGAAUACUCAAAUGAAUUGACGGGCAUGGAUGCCUACUGCUUCCAGGCUUUUGCAGAUGCCUUGGAAGUCAUCCCUUACACUUUGGCUGAGAACGCCGGAAUGAAGCCAAUUGAAGUUGUCACAGAGCUUCGCAAACAACACGCGGAAGGCAUUACUGGAGCUGGUAUCAAUGUGAAGAAGGGAAAAGUAACAGACAUGUACGCAAUGAAUGUUGUUCAACCACUAUUGGUGUCGACAUCGGCUAUUCAACUGGCAACAGAAACAGUAUGUAUGCUGAUGAAGGUUGAUGAUCUUGUUAUUGUUGCUAGAGCAUAG
Messenger RNA from Cylindrotheca closterium, 1590 nucleotides. NCBI's taxonomy places the organism in Eukaryota, Bacillariophyta, Bacillariophyceae, Bacillariales, Bacillariaceae. The record is from the annotation of a GenBank genome assembly.